GAGAGACAGAGGAGGGGAGGACGAGGCUCUCGGCGUCAGAUCUCAACUCGGGAGCCCCCCCGGUCGGUGCUCAUGCGCGUGCAGUCUUGAGAACGAGGAGAAGGGCGAGCCCCCCAGCGACACGAGCCCACAGGGGGAAGCGAGACGCCGGGCCACGCGUGUUCAUUAAGCAGCCAUGGCCGAGGGCCAGGGGGGGCUCGAGUGCGGCGUGUGAUGAUCGACAGCGGCGGCGGCGGCGGCGGCGGCGGCUGCGGCGGCGGCGGCGGCGGCGACUGAGUCAGCAUGCAUCGGAUCGCCCCGCGGCGGCGCAAGCUCCGGGCGCUGUGGGCUUCGCUGGCGCUGCUGGCUCUGUCCGUGGCCGCCUGCAGCGCACUCUUCACGGCGUGGACCUGGCGCCAGACGCGGGACCUGUCCCAGUCCUUCCACAUUCUCCAGGAGCGCCUCGAGCAGGUCAACACGCAGAGGAAGGCCAUUGUGCAGCUCAUUCUGGAGAAGAGAGAGCUGCUCGUCGGCCAGCGAGUGAAGCGAGACGGGGGGACGCUGCGCGGGAAGCACGGAAACGGCAAGAAAGCGGCGUCUCAUUUCGAGAUCACUAAAGUCUCCUCUCAGCAAGUGGGAGAAGGAGGCGUGAUCAAGGGCUGGGAGGAGCGCGUGCUGAACAUGAGCAAAGCGGUGAGCUACAACAAGGAGGAAGGCACCUUCAUCGUGGAGAAGCCGGGCGUCUACUUCCUCUUUUGUCAGGUCCUGUUCAACGAGCAGGAGUCCCAGUACGUCAAGCUGGACGUGGUGACGGGCGGCCAGAGGCCUCAGAAGCUGCAGUGCAUGGAGGGCUACGGGACCACCCCGUCGGCCGGGCCGCACCCCUCGCACUUCCUGAAGCCGUGCCAGGUUUCGGGCCUCCUGCGCCUGGACAAGGGCACCGAGCUGCACACCGUCACGGGCCCGUCCUUCCGGCUGCACACGGUGGGCAACCCGUCGGCCUCGCCUCACGUCUUCAGCAUCUUCAAAGUCAACUGACGUUUCCCCGGGAAGCGGACGGCGGUCCCUCAAGACUUCCCGAGGGCUCGGUUUUUGGGGAAAGCGGACAUUUUGCGGACGCUGUUCUGCCGGCGACGCCGAUGGGAACUGGAAGCCGGAUCGUGCCGUAAACCGAGCGCCUGUGUUUGGACACUUCACAGAGUACAAACUGGGAAAAUGUUUGACAUCGUACAGAUGUGAAUUUCUUUUUUUUACUCUUUUUCUAACAUCAAAUUGGACUGUUUAAUCUUUUUUUUUUUUGGGGGGGGGGGGGGGGAGGAGGGGAAUAGUCACUUCUUUCUUUUUGUUGCUAUUUUUGUCUGUCAAGUGCUAUCAAUCAAACCGCAAGUAAUUGUUUUGCUCAUCAAGUGGAACAAAAGGGAAAGGAACAUCAAUGCAACUUUUGACAUUUCCUUUGGGCCAUUAAAACAUGAAAAACACUGUGUUCCAAAACAUUAAGCAGAUGCAGUUCUGGCAUUUUUACUAAAUAAACUCAAUAGGGUUGAGGUCAGGGGUUCAGUUUUUUUUCUCCCUUUAUGCCCAAAACACAAAUGAGGCAUGAACUUAAAUCUUACAUGCAUAGAAUAGUUAUGAAUUAAUGUUUGGAAUUGAAAAAAAGUUGUCUUUCCAGAAUAAAAUAUUUUUUUCCAAGGAAAAACAAUUCUUAAUCCGACGAGGAUUAAAUCAGAUUUUUUUAAAUAGUAUUUUUCAGAUAAGAAAGUAAUCCAUUUAUGAGAAUAAAGGCAGAUUUUUCAGAAAAAAGUCAGUUUUACAAGAAGUCAGAUUUCACACAAAAAUCUUAUGAUUGUCAGUUUUAUUUUGAGAAAAACUACUUUUUUUUCCAAGGGAAAAAAAAUGAGCAAUUUUACAACAGUUGUGUUUCACCCAAAAAAUAAAUCAUAAUUGAGAAAAUGUCUUAAUCUUAAAAGUAUUUUUCCAGAAAAAAAAGUUUAAUGAGAAUGAAGUCUUUUUAAAAAAAAAAAAAAAAAAAAAGUCACAUUUAUGAAAAUAAUGUUUCGAGAAAAAAAUUAUCUUCACUGUCCAUUUUCCUAAAUCCUAUAUGCAUAAUAAUUUGGAACACAGUGUAAAUAUGAACCCAUCAUAACCCCCAAAAAGGAACAUUCCAAUCAUGUUUUCCAUGGCGAGUACGUUAAUGGAGAAUAAUCCGCUAGCAAGCUAGCGUACGACCUCGAGAGGGCCGCCGUUUCUCUUGCGCAACCCAAACAAGCGUGUUAUUUCCAGCCGUGGUUUUCCUUUGUUUAUAAGUAGUUUUUGUGGCCUCGCCGCAUCGCUCUGCCCAGGGCACUUUGGGAUCCGUGCCGCGCGGCCCAAACGUUCCCAACAUGUUGCAAAAAGGAACAUGUCACCAUUUUUAUUCUCUUUUCAUUUCCUCGGCGUCCUCCUCGGGACAUUUUCGAGUAAGCCCCCCGCCGGCCCCCUCAUAUUUCCCCCCAGUCAGCACACGCACUCGCACUAAAGCCGCCAUCUCCAUUUUCACUUCCUCAAUGUGAAGUUGGAACAUCUACAUUGCCACACAGGCAUGCAAGCGCACCCACACUUCCUUGCUCUUAUUCCUAUUUUGAUAAAUGUCAAAGUUGACGCACGGAUACCUUGGGAGGAAGCGUAUGCAAAAGCCUGGAUGCUUUGCGUUAGGGGGACGCUAAAUAAAAACAAAUAAAUAAAUAAUAAUUAAAAAAAAAAGUUGAAUGCAGUAUAUUGGUCAUUUUGGGAAUGCAAAACACAAAGCAGGCAGGAAAACAAAAACAAAAAACAUACCGAUAAAUACAUUGUGAUAUUAAUACUGUACACAGGCUAUACAGGUAAGAGAUCUUUCAUAGACAAGCUAAAAGGUCAAAUGUGGAUGCAAAAUAUUUUAUUUUAAUAAUAAAAUUUCAUUUUCAUUUUUAAAUUGUAUUUCUAAUUCAUUCACUUGUGAUUAUUUAACCUAUUAUAGUGAUGUUUUUGCGGGGAUGUAUGUAUAAAUUUCAUUCACAAUAUCCAUCCAUCCGUGUUCCGUACUGCUUCUCCUCACGCGGGUCGCGGGCUUGCUGGGGCCGAUGCCAGCAAUAAUAAUGAAAGACAUGCGUGAACAAAUCAAUAAUUUUACUAAUUAACCAAUUUCAGGAAAUGGCUAUAUUCAUAGGACACAUUUCAAAUUUAUUUUAAUAAAUUUUUUUAAUGUUGUCAUUAUAGGGUGUUGUGUGUAGAAUUUUAAGGAUUAAAAUGAAUUGAAUCCAUUUUUUAAACUGAGGCUGUAACAUAACAGAAUGUGGAAUAAUUGAA
This is a messenger RNA of Phyllopteryx taeniolatus (common seadragon), 3300 nucleotides long. RefSeq names its product TNF superfamily member 12 (gene tnfsf12). Gene Ontology annotation, biological process: immune response. The record is from RefSeq and is a predicted model, not a curated record. Bases 283 to 1017 code for a protein of 244 amino acids. The transcript has 6 exons. NCBI's taxonomy places the organism in Eukaryota, Metazoa, Chordata, Actinopteri, Syngnathiformes, Syngnathidae. Gene Ontology annotation, molecular function: tumor necrosis factor receptor binding; receptor ligand activity. Gene Ontology annotation, cellular component: membrane.